Lampris incognitus (smalleye Pacific opah) is the source of this 3810-nucleotide messenger RNA. It is a transcript of the gene paplna, whose product is annotated as papilin a, proteoglycan-like sulfated glycoprotein. The record is from RefSeq and is a predicted model, not a curated record. The coding region runs from base 1 to 3810 and encodes 1269 amino acids. Gene Ontology annotation, molecular function: metalloendopeptidase activity; serine-type endopeptidase inhibitor activity. Gene Ontology annotation, cellular component: extracellular matrix. The transcript has 28 exons. Gene Ontology annotation, biological process: extracellular matrix organization. Lineage: Eukaryota; Metazoa; Chordata; Actinopteri; Lampriformes; Lampridae.
AUGAAUGUCAAAGCGUUUGGCAAGAUCUCUGAGAGGCAGGCCAACAGGCAAGUUUGGCGCACCAGACCCCUCGAGGACCCGCCGGCCACUGACAUGAGCAAUAACGACGAACUUGGGGGGUGUGGACGGCUGGCUCAGCGUGUGGGGGAUCUGGUGGUAAAGAUCAUCACGUUGGCGAAAAAAGAAGUGAAGAUGCUGCUGUCUCUGGUUCUCCUUCAGCUGUUAAUAGCCCCGGCACUUAUGGUACCUAGUGGGGACUACUGGGACUCAUGGGGGCCUUAUGGAGAGUGCAGCCGCAGCUGUGGCAGCGGCGUGACCACGAGAACAAGGCGCUGCAUCACUCAGAGGACCGAUGGAGGAAACAACUGCGUGGGCCCGAACAAGUCGUACCGUUCCUGUAACAUCCAGGACUGCCCAGAGGGGUCCCGGGAUUUCCGAGAGGAGCAGUGCUCUGAGUUUGAUGGAACCAACUUCCAGGGGAAACUCUACAAGUGGCUGCCCUACUACGGAGCUGAGAACCCAUGUGAGCUGAACUGCAUGCCGAGGGGGGAGAACUUCUACUACCGCCACCGCAGCGCCGUGGCUGACGGUACGCCCUGCCACCCCGGCCGAAGGGACAUCUGUGUGGAUGGAGUCUGUAAGCGACUGGGCUGUGAUAACAUGUUGGAGUCAGCUCAGCAGGAAGACCCUUGCCUACAGUGUGGGGGCAAUGGACAGUCCUGCCAAGUCGUCAGAAACAGCUUCUCUGUGCGCAACCUGCCUACAGGCUACAACCAGAUGUUCAUCAUCCCUGCUGGAGCCACUACCAUCAGCAUUAGAGAAACAAAUCCCACCAGAAACUAUCUUGCUAUCAAGAACCUGCGGGGAGAGUACUACCUCAAUGGUCACUUUGUGAUUGAGUUUUCCCGAGCCACGCCCAUCGCGGGCACCAUGUUGUACUACCAGCGAGGUGCUGAGGGGGACAACGUCCCAGAGACCAUCAUUGGCCGUGGCCCCACCACCGAACCCCUCGUCUUAGAGCUGAUUAGCCAGGAGCCCAACCAAGGGGUGGAGUAUGAAUACUACCUGCCCAAUGGACGCUCCAGAGAGGGAUACUACUGGAGCUUUGGCUCCUGGUCUGCCUGCAGCAAAGAAUGCGGAUCAGGGUACCAGUCUCGCUUGGUCUUCUGCGCCAUUGAUAAUGAGGCCUACCCAGACUACAUCUGUGCCGCUCUGCCAAGGCCUCUGAGCAACCGGACCUGCAACCCCCAUCCAUGCCCCCAGACCCGCAGCUGGAACACGGGUGAGUGGAACGCCUGCUCCGUCCAGUGCGGCGGGGGGUCGCAGGUCCGCAGCGUGCAGUGUGUCUCCCACGACGCCUCCGGACCCCGCGUGGUGGAGGACGCCGUCUGCGCCGCUUACUCCGAAGCGCCUCCAUCCUUGCAGACGUGCAACAUGCAGAGGUGUGCCGAGUACCGCGUGGCAGCAUGGACCCAGUGCUCAGUUACUUGUGGCUCCGGGGAAAGGACCCGGGAAGUUACCUGCGUGGGUUCAGGAGGCGUGAAGCUGGAGGAGACUGCCUGUAGCGCUUUGAUCCGCCCGGCAUCCAUCCAGCCCUGUGAGAUGGCCCUCUGCUCAAGGCACAUCAGCUGGCACGUCGGUGACUGGGGACUGUGCUCUGAGAGCUGUGGCUCCGGGCUGCGGGAACGCCAGGUCAUCUGCUCGGACAGGGAGAUGAACCUGUACUCAGUGGACCAGUGCAACGCCCACCCCAAACCCUCCACAGUCGAGAACUGUAACACCCAGCCGUGCCACCACCCCCAAGUGGUUCCCAGCGUCCAGAACCCAAGGGGACACGACAACACCCAGACGGGAUUCCAGCCACAUGUGCCAGACCACGCGACAGUCGGCAGGCCAGACACAGUUGACCGGACCCAGACAAACACGGUCCAUGACCCCCACAGCUUCGCCCCGGCCCUCCACUGCAGCCAGUCCAUUUAUGGUUGCUGUCCAGACGGACGCACCUCUGCCAGGGGCCCCCAGGACCAGGGUUGCCCGCAGGACCCUGCCCCGUCAUGCACACAGACCAGUUACGGCUGCUGCCAGGACGGUGCGACUGCUGCCCAGGGCCCCAACAAGGAGGGCUGUCAGGAAUAUGUGGACCCUUCGACCGAUGCCGCCCCCUCUCUUCCCACUGAGAAUGCUGUGCAGUGCCGCACCACCACUUACGGCUGCUGCUAUGACCGCACCACACCAGCAGGAGGACCCAGCGGGGAAGCCUGUCCCAGUCCUCCCAGCCACAUCGAACGCUCCACCUGCUCACUGCCCCGUGCCGCCGGCUCCUGCAGCACCUGGACCACGCGCUACCACUAUGACGUCAUCACCUCCAAGUGCGUGCACUUCUGGUAUGGAGGUUGCCACGGCAACAACAACAACUUCAUGAGCCGUGCAGAGUGUCAGAGGGCAUGCCCCACUCCUGUGCCCAGUCAGCGGGCCCCGGGAUCGGUUGAUUCUGCUGGCCGGGCCACUUCCAGAGGCUCUGCCGGGUCUGGAAGGGCCACAUCUGGAGGAGGGUCCAGAGCAGGGGGAUCCACAUCCAGCCAAGGUCGCGACAUGGGGAGGGUUUUCACUGUCCAGGGUGGAUCAGCGCCCAGCAGCAGGCAGGGCAUCAGUGCUGCAACCCACGCCCAUAGGGCUAGGAUCCACAUGCGUGGCCGCCGGCCCUCCCCCGCCGCCGCUGCCCAGCACACCGCCCCGGCAGCGAGUUUGACCUUGGAAGGCGUGACCAUCGACAAGAAAGACCCCUCCACGGUGGAGGCGCUGGUGGGGCAGACGGUGGUCCUGCCCUGCAGAGUCAGCCCUCCUCCGUCUUCAACCGUGGUAGUGGAAUGGAGGAGAGACGGGGAGCCUCUCUCCACCCGCAGGCAUCACCGGCAGCCCAACGGUUCACUGCUUGUUGGCCCUCUCACCAAGCUGGACUCCGGCUGGUUCCUGUGUGUGGCCACACGUGAGCGUGAGAGGGACCAUCGCUACAUCUACCUGUCUGUCUCAGAAGGACUGUCUCAGUUUGUCCAAACCACACCGCUUCCUGGAGAUGGACCCUCCUCCAAGUUCAGCAUCGAGCGGUCGGGCUCGUCUCUGCUGGAGAUGAGGGCAGGACAAACCGCCCGGUUGCCCUGUCAGAUUGUCCCUCCCUCAGCUCUCCUGUCUGUCAACAUCCGCUGGACCAGAGACGGACAGAGCCUCACUGACCCCAGAUUUACCCAGCACUCGGACGGAGCGCUGACCAUUGGCCAGCUGAGGUCAGAUGACUCGGGGGUCUACACCUGCACAGCCUCCACCCACCAUCAGCUGGAGCAGAGGCAGCUGCAGCUCAGAGUUCUGGCGGACCUGAGGAUCACCACAGCACCAAACAACAUCCUUGUCUCUCAGGGCAGCACCGCCAUGCUCCCCUGCGUGGUGUCUGGAGAGAACGUCAACGUGGGCUGGUCCAGAAACGGUAUACCGGUGCGCCCGGAUGGCAGCACCGUCUUCCUGUCCUCUGACGGCAGUCUGAUCCUGAACGACGUGCAGCCGGCCGAUGAGGGCACCUACACCUGCAACGCCUACACCGGCAUCUACUCCGUCAGCGCCACAGCCGAAGUGAGGGUCAUCAAGGAAACCCAUCCGGGUUCGGACGUGCCUCCGGAGUGCGUGGACCAGCCUGAGCUCGCCAACUGUGAGCUGAUCGUGUUUGCCCGGCUGUGCACCAACUCGUACUACUCCAGCUUCUGCUGCGCCAGCUGCACCAGGCACUCCCUGAAGAGCGACAGGCGGGGCCAGCUGGGCUAG